AUGAAUUCAGUCCCGGUUCUUAAUGGUGCAAAUUUUAAGGACUGGAAGGAGAACAUUUUAAUUGUUCUUGACUGCAUGGAUCUUGACCUUGCAUUAAGGAUGGAGCAGCCCCCUUCUCCGACAGACUCCACUACUCCGGAGGAAAAGAAAAAUUAUGAGAAGUGGGACCGCUCCAAUCGUAUGAGUCUUAUGAUCAUAAAGCGUGGCAUUCCAGAGGCAUUUAGGGGUACAAUAUCUGAAGAAAUAACAAGUGCCAAAGACUUCCUUGCCGAAAUUGAAAAGCGGUUUGCUAAAAGUGAGAAGGCGGAAACAAGCACACUCCUUCAAAGCUUGAUUUCUAUAAAAUAUAAAGGCAAAGGAAACAUAAGAGAGUAUAUUAUGGAAAUGUCUAACAUUGCUUCCAAACUUAAGGCACUAAAACUUGAGUUGUCGGAUGACUUACUCAAGAAGAGAGGAUGA
Vicia villosa (hairy vetch) is the source of this 459-nucleotide messenger RNA. RefSeq lists its product as uncharacterized. The record is from RefSeq and is a predicted model, not a curated record. The coding region runs from base 1 to 459 and encodes 152 amino acids. The transcript has 2 exons. NCBI's taxonomy places the organism in Eukaryota, Viridiplantae, Streptophyta, Magnoliopsida, Fabales, Fabaceae.